ACACUAACAUUUGAGCAGCAUUUUAAUGUCACAGCUGGUUGAGGUGUAGCUAAUUUUAGUAUGUAAAAUAUUAAUCUGCAAAGUAACCAAUAUUUAAUAUAGCUUUCAGAUAAAUAUAUUAAAUAUUUGCCUGAUUAUAGUGGAGUACAAGUAUAAAAUAGCAUAACAUUGAAAUACUCAAGUAAAGCACAAAUCACUCAAAAUUAUACUUAAGUACAAUACGUCAUUAAGUGUAGGUCUAGUUAGUUUCCACUGCUAGAUUAAAGUGACACCAAACAUGGGAUAUUUUUGUGAGGGGAAAAAAUGUGAAAAGAUUUUUCUUUCCUUGAUGGAUUUCCUUCAGAUGUUCCACAGCAUUAUAACUAUUGAAUACCACAAACUGUCUAUGGUACAUAUGAACAGCUCAUGGUGGAUUACUUUCAUUACUGGGACCAAAAUAAGACAGCAGCUCAGGUCCAGCAGUGUCUGCUGAGUUGGUGGGGCACUCCUCAGCAAGAUGGCUGCAUUGCUGCGCGCAAUAGUGGCAUCCUGGUGAAAUGACGCAAGCCACAGUUUACGUUCAGUCCUCGAGGCUCUGAGCUCUCCAGUCUCCAUAGCGCAGAGAUCCCGCCCGACACACAGCCGGAAGACCGACCGGCUAUCCUUCAGUGGACCGAGCGGAACCGGUUCAUCUGAGUGAGAGUGCGAUGAGGAGAGGAUUCAGAGUGUGAGGCCAUGGGCUGCACCUCGGCCAAGCAGGUGUCGGCCGUGCCCAACGAUGAGGAGGGACGUGGCAAGGCCUACAGCAACGGAGACCUCUUCACCGAUGAAUACAAGAUGAAGGGAGUGGAGGAGGUGAAGUACAUGAGAGGGGAUGAAAACCGGGUGAAUGCACGCAACCAGGAGAACCUGGAGAAGAGUAAUGUGCAGUACAGAGGCAAACAGCAGAAAGAGGUCGCUGGAGCAAACAUCAAGUCUAAUAUUCACACGUCAGAGAGCCAGCAGGAAUUUUUCAGGAUGCUGGAUGAGAAGAUUGAGAAGGGGCGAGACUACUGUUCGGAGGGGGAGGAGGAAGAUGGGACAUAGCACAGAGGCCCCCAAGAUUCACCCCCACAGAAAGCCUCACAGUGUGUGUGUUUGUGUGUGUGUGUGUGUGUGACUAUGUACAUGUGUGUGCUUAUGUGUGCCUGAGAGUGUGAGAGAGAGUUGAAUCAGUGUUUUACCAAGGGGGCGUUGAUGUGACGGGACACUGUAUGUGUUUGUAUGAGCAUGUGUGUGUUUCUGAACGUAUGACAAAGAUAGUAUUUUAAUCAAAAGUGAAAGAGUGGGGGAUAAAUGUGAGGGAGAGAGAAUGGGAUAAAGAACACUUUCUUCAGAGACUACAGCCCUCCUCUCUUAGCGCCUCACCCCUUCAGGCCCCUGAGCAGACAGAUGGAGGUGGCGGAGCGAUGAAGGGACACACGGAUGAAAGCAGGGAGAGAUGGAGGAGGACGUGACGACGGAUGGGCACACAUCGCCAUGAAUGGGGAAAAGGACUUGCCACAGUCGGCUCGAACAGACUAAUUUCCUCAAGCAGGGCAACAGCAGCUCCUCAUGCCUCCAUCUGUCCCUCCGUCUGCACCUCCGUGAUCCGAUCCUGAAUAUUUAACCCCUGCAAUUGGGCAGAACAACUCCCAAAUAUGGAGGCCCACUAAGGACAAAUGUCUUGGUGGGUGUGUGUGGAUGACUGAGAGACACACAAGUGAAGAAGAAAGGAAGCCCGGGGAGGAAAAGAUGGUGAACGCAGAGGAGUUACGUAACACCACCAGGAUCCACACGGAACUUUUUGGCCUGCCUACCUACAGCCAGGCUACCCCUGGGCCAUGAGGGACUGAGAGAAUGGGUGAGAGCAGGUGAAGGAAUGUGGCGAAGAAGAGUGAGAAAUUUGUGAUAUUUUAAUAAGAGAGAGUAGGGAGCGAGCUGGUGAUUUAGAAACACUCCUCCGGCCUUCUGAAGUCAAGGACCUUUUUUAUUUUAUUUUUUAAUUCUUUUCCGCAGCCACUUGUUCACUUAUUUUUCCCUUUUCUGAUGUUAUUUUCUUCAGUUUGUUUUGUACUCUUGGCUUCCUUCGUAGUGUAUCAUCAUCAUCAUCAUCAUCGAUGUCAUUAUCAUUCUCAGCAGGCAGACCGAAGCUGCGUUAGUUCAGAGGAUCUGUCUCUCAACCCGAUCCAUCCUCCAUAUACCCUAAUACUGCAGAUUCCAGCUGACACACACACUCACAUACAUGGGAGUCUUUUAUUGUACAUAUGGUAACACGACCUCAUCCCAACACACCCUCAGUAUGUACAUAUAAACCACACAAACAUGCACACAUUAUUGUAUCCCUUUCAUUUCACCAGCAGAAUGUCAUUCUGCUUUGGUUCAGUGUUCACACACACACAUCCAUACUACACACUCAGUCACUGAAGCAGCAAACCGGGCUGAACUCAAGGGGAGAAUGCGUGGUUGCCAUGUAGACACAGACCUGAUCACAUUUUUUGUCAUCUUUACCGGAUACUUCCUGUUAUAUUAUUUUGAAUACUUUUUUUCUAUUAAAAAUAAAAACGAAGAAGCUCUUAA
Molecule: messenger RNA, 2577 nt
Organism: Siniperca chuatsi (mandarin fish)
Lineage: Eukaryota; Metazoa; Chordata; Actinopteri; Centrarchiformes; Sinipercidae
Exons: 6
Coding region: 715-1065 (116 amino acids)
Source: RefSeq, a predicted model, not a curated record